CGUGGAAGCAGCACACACAUCAGUUUGAUCUUUGCUUGAACAAAUCGGAGUUGAUCUACGCCGCUUGUUUCUCGUCGCAAUAUUCUCUGCUUGACACAGCUGACUGGGCCUGCUGAGUGACUCAGAGGCAUCUAUCUGUCAUCAGACAUCAGCCAUGUCGCAGGAUCACUUGAUGAAGCAGGUGAGGUCUCGCUGCGUAGGCGUGUGUGUGCAAGAGAAUGCGCGUUGGCACACCUGCUCUCUGUGUGUGUGUGUGUGUCAGGACCUGGAUGCCCUGGACGUGGGGCAGCUCAACCCCCUCACGCCAGAGGUCAUCAGCAGACAGGCCACCAUCAACAUUGGUACGCACUCACGCACACACCAGCCAUACGCACGACAGACAUGAUGAGUGCACUACUCCCUGUGCGUGUGUGUCUCAGGAACCAUCGGCCACGUGGCGCACGGCAAGUCGACCGUGGUGCGGGCGAUAUCGGGCAUCCAGACGGUGCGGUUCAAGUCGGAGAAGGAGAGAAACAUCACCAUCAAGCUCGGGUGAGUGAGUGUGUGUUCACAACCGACACGCAGUGGGCAGGGAGAGGGAGGGGAGGACACCUCACCUGCGUGUGGUGUGUGUAUGCUUGUCUGUCUGUCGAUCGAUAAGGUAUGCGAAUGCGAAGCUGUACAAGUGCGAGGAUGACGAGUGCGAAGCACCCCAGGCCUACGUGUCCUUCGGCAGCGACAAAGAAGACACGCCCAUAAGUCCCUGCUGCAAGAAGCCUCUCACAUUGAAGAGGUCCUCACCCCACACCCACCCCUCAACACACGCCCGACGGACGGACGGACGGAUGGAUGGAUGUCGUCCUGCAGGCACGUGUCGUUUGUGGACUGCCCCGGUCACGAUAUUCUGAUGGCGACGAUGCUCAACGGCGCUGCGGUCAUGGACGCGGCUUUGCUGCUGGUGGCCGGCAACGAGAAGUGUCCGCAGCCGCAGACCUCUGAGCACCUGGCGGCCGUCGAGAUCAUGAGACUCAAACACAUCAUCAUCCUGCAGGUAAGAUGCGAUGCGGCCUGUGCGGUUGAGGCCGGGCGGGCGGCAUGUGUGUGCGUGUUGGUGUGGUUGUUGUUGUGUGUGGUUAGAACAAGGUUGAGUUGAUCCAGGAGGCGCAGGCGACUCAGCAGUAUGACGACAUCAAGGCGUUCGUCUCGGGCACGGCUGCCGAUGCGGCCCCAAUCGUCCCGGUGUGUAUGCCGCCACACUCUUAAUUAACCCAACACAACCCAAAGACCACAGCCAUUGUCCAUCCAUCCAUCUCUGUGUGUGUGCACGUGUGUGUGCUAACUAUAGAUAUCGGCGGUGUUGAAGUACAACAUCGAUGCAGUGGUGGAGUACCUGUGCACCCAGAUCCCGGUGCCCGUCAGGGACUUCACCUCCAAGCCACAGAUGAUCGUCAUACGGUCGUUUGACGUCAACAAGGUGAGUGAGCUUCUGGACUGACAGAGACACAGACACAGACAGCGGCCGGCUGGUGUCACGCUCAUGUGUGUGGUGUGUGAAAACAGCCUGGUGAGGACGUUGAGAACCUCAAGGGCGGGGUGGCGGGCGGGUCGAUCCUCAAGGGAGUUCUGAGGGUAAACAGACACACACACACACACACACAUAUACACGAACAGACAGCAGCCAGCGCGUGUUGUGCAUUUUUGCGUCAGGUGGGUGACGAGAUAGAGGUGCGUCCGGGCGUGGUCACCAAGGCCGCCGACGGCAAACACACGUGCAAACCCAUCAGAUCACGGUGCGUGUGUAUGCAGGCCAGGCAGCUGUGCACAACACAAACCACCCAAACACCACACCUAUCUCUCUCCGGUGCGUGUGUGUACGCGUGCAGUAUCCUCUCCCUUCACGCCGAGAACAACGACCUGCAGUACGCCGUCCCAGGCGGCCUCAUCGGUACAUACGUAACCAUAGCUAGGCAAGGCAAGCUAGCCACCAAGGCAUCCCUCCCUCCAUCCAUCCACACACUCUGUGUGUGUGUCAGGUGUGGGCACCCUGAUCGACCCCACCUUGACCCGUUCCGACCGUCUGGUGGGUCAGGUGCUGGGCCACCCCGGCUUCCUCCCCGAAGUCUACAUCGAGAUCGAGAUCACAUUCUACCUGCUGCGAAGGCUGCUUGGCGUCAAGACGGAGGGGCAGGAGAAGGCCGGCAAGGUCAGUGGGGUGGGGGGGUGGGCGGUGGAGUGCUGGGAUGAAUGAAUGAGUGGAAGGGCAUGACAAACGAGGGAUGUUUCUGCCCUGCCGCGUGUGUAGUAUGCCUGUGUGUCUGUGUGUGUGUGCAGGUAUCCAAGUUGAAGAAGGGCGAGUUUCUGAUGGUCAACAUUGGGUCGACGUCGUCGGGCGGCAGGGUCACCGGCAUCAAGGGGGUGAGUAGGGCAGCGAGCCAGCCACACGCCCAUAUGCCGAUCCUGCCUACCCACCCACAACACACGGCCUGCAUGGAUGAGGUGGAUGAGUGGUCUUGUGUGUGUGUGUCCAUCUGUCUGACAUGAAUAAUGUGUUGCAGGAGUCGGCCAAGGUUGAGUUGACCCAGCCGGUGUGCACACAAGUGGGCGACAAGAUAGCCCUCAGCAGGAGAGUCGAGAAACACUGGAGGUACGUACCUACAUCAGACACACACACGGUGCACAUGUAACAGUAGCACAUGGGCAGCCAUCACUGUCUGCCCGUCUGCCUGCCUUCCCGUCUGUCUGUCUGUGUGUGUGUGUGUGUGUGCAGGUUGAUUGGCUGGGGUCAGAUUAUCAAGGGCCGCACGCUACCGAUGCCAGACGAAGAGGGCUGAAGGAAGGGAUGGAUGGGUGCAUUGAAUGCAUUGCAUGGGGGGGAUGGAUGGAUGUCUUGACCGACCGACCGGGAGUGUUCGUGUAUGUGAGACCUACGUUGUGUUGCAUUAUUGAUUGAUUUUUGAAGCUGC
Vitrella brassicaformis is the source of this 2942-nucleotide messenger RNA. Lineage: Eukaryota; Vitrellaceae. The record is from the annotation of a GenBank genome assembly.